Molecule: messenger RNA, 3414 nt
Organism: Linnemannia hyalina
Lineage: Eukaryota; Fungi; Mortierellomycota; Mortierellomycetes; Mortierellales; Mortierellaceae
Source: the annotation of a GenBank genome assembly
AUGGACGACCGCGCCUCAUCACCCAUUCACUCCCACAAAGACAACGACUCAUUACACUCCUCAUCCAACAGCUCCGAAGGGAAGACCUCACUCCCUCACUUCGACAGACUCUCUGCAGCUGGCAAGGUCGAACCCUUAGUCUCCGCAACGAGUAGUAACAUCUUCGACGCCGAGACUACAGUAGGCAGGACAGCCACUGCCGGCAGUGCUUCGCAAUCAUUACAGAGUAUCAUUCGCAAGUCCAGCAACAACACCCUCGCCAGUUCGCCCACCAAACACUCAGAACUCGACCUAAAAGUUGCACUCGUCUCCGACGAUAGUACCUCGGUCUCCUCACACUCUCACAUGCCCGCCGCAUUUGUUGGCACAGCCCUCGAGGCCCACUCUUUCACACCCUCAGCAUCAGGUUCAGCCGCAACACCAAUAACAACUACGGAGACAUCCCAGCCAGACACAUCAGUUCGCCCCAUAGCUUCCGUCUCUUCAGUACAACCAGCCUCUUUAACACCAACUGCAAUACAGGGAUCUUCCCCUCCAAUAGCUAUACCUGACACGAUCGAACGUGCUGCUACAACUGGCAGCGAUGCCUCGAGCGACAAACGAUCGUCUGUGAGUGUUUUUACCACGUGGUGGUCAGGUGGCAGCUCCGCGACUGUCAACGCAACCAAUCCUGGCUCUAACUCAACCCACGAGAAUUCAUAUACCCAGCCGCACGGACUUACCUUACGGACGUCCAUGCUCAACAUGACAUCAACAGCAUCCUCCCCAACGUCGUCUACAGAAUCCGCACCAGAAUCAGCCAACACCUCUUACUCCAAACCGGACACCUCUGAUAGUAUGGACUGGGUACCUUCAGGACCUGAGACGGCCAUCCUCCAGAAAACACGUGGGCUAGUUGGUCGCGACAGCUCCUCCCUCCCUUCCUCUCUCCCAUCAUCCGCCACAUUUCCUUCUUCCAUGAUCAAGCACACCCGACCUUCCGCUUCUGUCAGCGAACGCAGAGAAUCGACUUCUUCAACGCAGGGGCUUCUCACAUCUACUCUCUGGAGCAGGCUCGUGACUAGCCAGGAUACUCUUGCCAAAGUGACACCGGUGGGGCACGUCCCUUCUGCCACAGCGUCUGAUGAGUCCAAUGCAAUGGAUGUGGAUGAAGGCCAGGUCCAGAAUGCGGGACUCGAGAUUUCACCAACACAUGCCAAGGGUGCAGACGGCACAGCCAAGACAGCAGAUCCUACACCUAAACCAACUUCCGCUGUUUCCAAGCUCGCAGACAGCCAAACCAGCUCUUCGAAAAAGCGGUGGUCGAUUUUCGGAUAUGGCGCAAAGGAUGACACCGAGGCAGGGCCUACAAAGCUGCGGAAGAGUGGCGACGUCUUGAUCGAGCCAGAAUCCCGACCUUCAAGCAUCAACGAAGUAACACCAGCAAUACCGACAUCAUCUUCGACCUCGGCUCUUGCUUCUGCCGUUCCUUCCACCAAGGCUACUGCUGCCAAUGUGCCAGUCACAGCAACGUCAUCGGCUACACCGACUACCUCGAUCAGGCCCCAGGCCCAAGUGACGGACCAGAUUGCAGAUCCUUCGGAGGAAACUGGACCAAUAGCACCAGCGUUGGUCGGAACGUCCCAGCUGAACGUGGUUGUCCCUCCAGGAAACGCUGUGAUCAAGAGCAAGAACGAUACUACCACCAACCCCGACACCAAUGGAACCGUGUCAAGCAGUUACAGCUGGCUCUCGAUCAUACCUGGCCUCGGAAACAAGACAGAGGAGGCGAACAAGACCAGGGAAGACAUGGUGAUCUCACAUCAAAUAACCGACUAUCAGGAAGGCAAACGUAAGGAUGUUGAUGGAACCACUAUCAACUUUGGAGAGAAACAGUCUGGCCGGACAUUUGCACAGCUGGCAGAGGCGAAGAACGCCAAUGAGAGCGGGCUUGUUCCUAAGGAAGAUCGCAAGGACGGUUCCAAGGACAGGCAGACGUUUUCACAGCUCAAGGAAAGCGAGAACAAGGAGAAUGGAAUCGCCAAGGAGGCAGGAAUGGCUGCUGCUUCUCUCUCCAAGGUCGUCCUCCGGAAGAAAAAUGUCGUUCUGCCCGACUACUACGAGCAAUAUUCGGAUGUACACCACAGUCUGAUCGCGCUGCCACCGAAUCUCCCGCAUCAAGGGCCUCAUCGUACUCGCUCCGCAUCGGUCAUGAAGAGCGCCGUCAAUGUCCUCAGCAACCUGUUGUUCUCCAACCCUUCGCCUCAAGUUCCAACCUCACCGCAGAUGGAGCAACAGGGUACGAGUGGAAUCAGGAAGGUCGUGAUCAUUGGUGUCCAUGGUUGGUUCCCUGUCAAGCUGAUCCGAACGGUCAUUGGAGAGCCUACAGGAACGAGCAAGAAGUUUUGCGAUGAGAUGCACCUGGCGCUCAAGGACUACCUCAAGGUGCACAAAGUGGAACUGGAGCCGGAGGAUUGCGCGCUGAUUCCGUUGGAGGGUGAGGGCAAGGUUCUGAACAGGGUCGAGAUUCUGUACCAAAACCUUGUCAAGAACGAGAAGUGGAAGACUGCCCUUCAUGAGGCGGACUUGGUCUUGGUCGCCACGCAUUCACAAGGAACACCAACCAGUACUAUGCUUGUCGCCAGGUUGAUUGAGGAGGGGAUGCUUCGAAUUGCAGCGGAAGAUCCAAAGAUGCAGCGAAUCGGUAUUUUGGCGAUGGCCGGAAUCUCUCACGGACCCUUCCCCUUCUUGAAGGGCAACUUGAUCGUGCGAUGGUUUGAAGCCGAGGCCGCUCAAGAACUGUUCGAGUUCAUGGACUCUGAGACCGAGAUUGCCAAAAAGUACCGUGAGGCUCUACGGAUCGUACUGACGUCAGGGGUCCGGUUCACCUGUGUUGCAUCUUUGGAGGAUCAAGUCGUCCCUCUGUACUCGGCGGUCAUGACAUCGAUUCAUCAUCCCUCUAUAGUGCGAGCUGUCUACAUUGACGGAGCGACGUACCAGGACGACUUUUUGACCAAUUUGAUCUCGUUCUCGCUACGACUCCGGAAUUCAGGUAUGGAUGACCAUGGUGUGCUUGUGCACUUAAGCGAAGUCAUUGCAGGAUCAUUCUACGGUGAAGGGCACUCUGCUGUCUACGAGGAGCGCGAAGUGUACCUACUGGCCAUUCGCUCACUGCUCGAGCCACCAAAGAGUCUGACACCAGAGACGGCUCGCAGCGAACCGAUCCUUCACCCCUUCCGAGCCAAGCAGACACUCAACCCAUUCUACCUCCCUUGGGGCAUGCGCGGUGUCAUGGACGAGAUCGAGGCGCGAGGUGACGAAGAGCUCAACGAAGAGAUGGAUCGACUGAAGAAGCUGUACGACGAGUGGAACCCAGUUUCGAAGGGUAUGAAGGAGAUCAAGUUUAGACUGGAACCCGUUCGCUCGAGACUUUAG